This is a messenger RNA of Spinacia oleracea (spinach), 1300 nucleotides long. RefSeq names its product probable WRKY transcription factor 65. Gene Ontology annotation, cellular component: nucleus. The record is from RefSeq and is a predicted model, not a curated record. Bases 250 to 1116 code for a protein of 288 amino acids. Gene Ontology annotation, biological process: regulation of DNA-templated transcription. Gene Ontology annotation, molecular function: DNA-binding transcription factor activity; transcription cis-regulatory region binding. The transcript has 3 exons. Lineage: Eukaryota; Viridiplantae; Streptophyta; Magnoliopsida; Caryophyllales; Amaranthaceae.
CUUAAGAACACCCCAAUGGCCAACCCUUCUGUCACACCACACAUCAGCAUGACACCCCUUUGAUAUUAAAAGGACGACAUAUCCGUUUGAUUCUUCUUCUUCUUCUUCUUCCAUUAUUCAUUUCUCUCUAGCUAUUCUCUCUCUCUUUAAAGAUCAUUACAAACAAAAAGAAGCUUUUUAGAAAAAUAAUAAGAUCAUAGACAACGUACGGGUGCGAAACGGAGGAAAUUAAAUCGGCCUGGAACAAGCAUGGAAGGCAGCUUAAGUGAAUUGUACGGAAAUGUGAAGUAUGAUAUGGAUAUGGAUAUGGAAAUCACGUCGGACAACAGUGGAGAUAACUCUCCGUUUUCUACCACCUUCAGCGCCUGCGCCUCCAUAUCCUCUCCAAAGAGAAGCAGACGAGCUAUACAGAAAAAGGUGGUGACGUUUCCACUCAAAGAAGUCCAAGGAUCUCGAUUCAAAGGCGAGUGUACUCCUCCAUCCGAUUCAUGGGCUUGGAGGAAGUAUGGUCAAAAGCCAAUCAAGGGUUCACCUUAUCCUAGAGGAUAUUACAGAUGUAGCAGCUCAAAGGGAUGUCCAGCUAGGAAGCAAGUAGAAAAAAGCCGUGCAGAUCCAAACACAUUAGUAGUCACGUACUCAUACGACCACAACCAUCCUUGGCCUAUAUCGCGUAACCACCACCAAAACCGCCACAACAACGUUGUUGCUGCAGCCGCCACCUCUUCAGCUCCUACCACCGCCGAAAACAACAACAACUCAACAAGGGUCGUCUCCUCCACAUGUACUACUAACAACAAAUCAAUGCAAACCAAAAUAGAAAACAACCAUGUUGCGUUCCAACAAAAUAAUGAUGAGCACGACCAGUUGCUCCCUCCAACAGACGAGCUAGCGUGGUUUACCUCCGACCAUCAAAUCCUCGAAAACAACUUGUUAUUUAGUAACUUGAACGAUCUAGACAUGGAGAAAAUCUUUCCAAUGAGGGAGGAGGAUGACUCCCUUUUCGCUGACCUAGAGGAGCUCCCGGAAUGUUCAGUGGUUUUCCGGAGGGCGGCUGGGGUGGUGGCUGUAGAAGAGUGUAACUUGCCACCACCAACAUGGUGUGGGGCCACCGGUUGAGGUUGGUUAGUUAAGGGUAUCACCCACCCUUUUGUCUUCAUUAGUGUGCUGGCCUAAUUAUCUUAUUAGCCAAGGAUUAUUAUUAUUAAUAAUCAACUCAUAUUAAUUAUAGCAUGAAAAUAUAAUAAAUCAAGGAGGGGACUUACCUUACGCCUUAAGAUAAUCAAUCUUCACACUUUGCUUA